Insectozyma verbasci is the source of this 921-nucleotide messenger RNA. NCBI's taxonomy places the organism in Eukaryota, Fungi, Ascomycota, Pichiomycetes, Serinales, Debaryomycetaceae. The record is from the annotation of a GenBank genome assembly.
AUGUCAGAAAAUGCGUUGGUUGAAAAUAUAAAAGGUAUACCGCCAGUUACAAGAUUCUAUACUAUAUCUUCAGUAUUAGUGUGUUUGGCUAUAUCUACAUUUGAUGCUUUACCUUCUUUAUAUAUUAGUUAUAAUGAAAUUGAAUUUGGUUUAAGUUUAAUAUAUCAAUCAAUUAGAAAAGGUGGCUAUUUAUUUGCAUUGAAGACAGUUGGUCAUUUACUAUUGAAUUCAUACAAAUUUCUAACAUCAGUUUUAAUACCAAGUGGUAUUGUUGGUCCAAAUAAAUUUAAUGCUUUAUUAGAUAUUUACUUUUUUUAUACAUUUUCAAAUCAUUUAGAAGCAGACGGUAAAUUUAAAGGUAAUUUUCCUGAUUUCCUUUGGUUUAAUAUAUUAUGUUCAACUUGUAUUUAUAUAUUUUCAUUUAUUUAUAACAUAUUUCAACCACAAUUGUUUUUCCCGCAUGAAAUAUUAUUAGCUUGUAUUACUUAUGUUUGGUCAAGAGCUAAUAAAAACGCUAAAAUUAAUUUAAUUGGUUUAGUUCCAAUAAAAGCUUAUUAUUUACCAUUGGGUAAUUUAUUAGUUAAAAUGAUUUUAGGUGGUCCAACAGCCUUAAUCGAUACCUUAAUGGGUAUAAUUACUGGUUAUUUAUACCUAUGUGUUCAAUCUCAAACAAUACCAUUUUAUAAUUUAUUACAAGAAGUCAAACAUCAAAGAGUCGGUCAAAAUAAUGAAAUUAUUGGUGAUUCCAUAUACGAUAAAGGUUAUUUAAAAGCUCCAAAAUGGUUAUAUGAAAUAUUGAAAACACCUUAUACACCUCCACCAACUCAAAGUAAAAUAGAGAUCAAACAACAACCAUCAAAUGUUAAUUAUUGGUUUGGUGAAUCAGCUUUUAAAGGAAAAGGUUAUAGAUUAGGUGACUAA